GGGAAGAAAAAUAUGAAUCUCCGUAGAAGCAUGAACAACGCAAGUAACUCAUUAAUAAAUGAAGACAAGUUCAGGUCAGGCCAUUCAAAGACGCUAGGAGGAAAUGAUAAAGAUGCAUUUACACCUUAUAAACAGAUGCAUGAUGAAGAUGACCAGCAAUACCUGGAUAACCUCUCUGAGAUGCAUAAUAUAUCUAUAAAGGAAGCUUACGAGCAUGAAUGUGAUGUCAGGAAGACCAUAAUCAGUUCUAUUCUUCUUCUGUGAAUGGCUACUAUAAUAAUACUAGUAAUCGUAUUUAGAGAAGACAUUAUAGAAAAGAUGAGCGAUUUCAUGGAAAUAAUCAAAGAGCACCCAACGAAAACAAUUUUAAUAUAUUUCUUAUUGAUGACAUUAAUGAUAUCAGCUUCUGUACCAUCCGCUAUUCCUCAAGUAUCAGGCUCUUAUCUCUUUGUUCAAGCCUUUGGUUUCUUGAAGGGACUUCUGGUAAUGAUUGUAGUCGACUAUUUUUCAAUGCUCAUAGGAUGAGUCCCACCCUUCCUUUUUGCCAGGUAUCUCCUCAAAUCAUGAGUAAAGGACUACACCUCCGAUAAGCCUAAAAUGAUGGCUCUGGGGAGAGCAUUAUCUAAGAACGCGAAGAAACUAGUUGCCUUAAUGAGGUGAUGAGCACUCACUCCAUAUGUAGUCUUCAAUAUUGUAUGCGGGAUAACAGAUAUGUCAGUUUUUGAUUACUGUAUUGGCAAUUUAGCUAUAAUCUUCUGUGAUGGUCCUUACAUCUACAUUUGAUGCAGCAUCUCUAAGAUUUCAAGUGGAAUCGAGGAAGCAUCUACAGGAGCAGUUAUAGAGCUUAUUGUUAUAAUAAUCAGCGUCAUAAUUGUAUUAGGAGUUGCUUAUUAUGUUUACAAGAUUGCACAAAGUGAGGCAGAUAAAAUCAUGGAGCAAAGACGGAGUAGUUUAGUUGCCAGAAGAACCCUUAGCAAAGUGGCUCGUAUGAGCGAUGUUGAAGCUGUUGUCAGACUCACUAGUGACGUAAAGGAGACAAAUGGUAGGAAAGAUAUCGAUAAACAUUCGACAGAGCAAAAGAAAAGUGGGUGGGAGGAACUUGAUAUACACAGAAAUUAA
Molecule: messenger RNA, 1119 nt
Organism: Moneuplotes crassus
Lineage: Eukaryota; Ciliophora; Spirotrichea; Euplotida; Euplotidae
Source: the annotation of a GenBank genome assembly